UCCCCCUACUUCGCGCUUCCCAACGCUUGCAACUCUUUUUAAGGGUUUCAUCUGAACGAAAGGAGGAGGUCGGGUAAUCCCCCCCCACCCACCCCAAAACUCACAGAGACGGAGAGAAACAGAGAGUGUUAACGAUGGAUUUGGAUGGACCACUUGAUUUCGAGGACGAAGAUCCUCUGGUUAACCCACCACCAGCGAUAAUUGAGAAAAGGAAGAAGGUUAUUGGUUUAGAUGAUCUUCUAUCUGAUUUUUACAAAGAGAAGAGUAAGCUUAUUGACAAGCAAAACAAGAAGAAACGCAAAGUCUCCAAGGUUUACGAUUCUGAUGAUGAUGAUGAACAAGGCAAAGUAGCUAAGCUUUCUCAAUGUGUUGAUGAGGUUCAUAAUCAGAUGAAUGAGAUUGCUGGUGAAGAAGAUUAUCAAGAAUGGGGAUUAUCUAUGUUUGGAGAUCAGAAAACUCCAAUUCCUUCACCGCAUGUUGAUCUCGAUAGCUGCUACUUGUUGAAAGAGUUUAUGAAUAAUCAGUUGAAUCUGAUGGUUGGUCUUAUCGUAGAUGAAGGAACGACGUUUCUCGAAGGAUUGUUGGUUAAUGGCUUGCUCACAAGACUGAUCUUGACGUGUGCACGAGUGGAAAAACUCAUAUGCAAAUGGACGCUUAAUAUAUUGUUGUAUUCGUUAAAAGAAGAUCUAAGAUCAUCUGCUUGUGACUUUUGGUGUUCCAUACUGUUAUCACAGAACGAGGUUAAUGGAGCAGCUCCUGUUGAAAUUAACUGGCUUCCUAACUACCAGGAACUUAAAGAAGCUCUUGAAACAUAUGGGUUCAGAAUUAAUUCUUCACAAGAUGUUGAACUAACAGAAGCAGAUUCUGAGUCUCAAGGUCCUCCUCAGAAUAUUAGAGCUUGGCUCAAACUUGUCACAGCUUGUUGUCAAAUUAGGUGUAAAAAUCCCAUUUUUUCCACUUCACAAGACAGCGACGAAAAUUUGUUGAGCUCGCUGAUGUCUAUCAAUUUGAAGGAGAAAGGUUGCAACCUUUUCAAAACUUACAUUUUCGUGGUUUUGGCGGAGAACUGGCUCUUCUCCAGUAAAUUGGUAGAAGAAAAGCCAGUACUGAGGGACAUGUGGGCUGUGUUUCUCAGAUACUGUUCUUGUCAGAUUAACAGCACCGAUCUUAGGCCCUAUGCAUCAAAAGUUCGUACCAAAGCCGCCUAUCUUCUUCAAGGAUGCAGCAGCAACUGAAGGGGUAGUACAUCUGACACUUUAGCAGUAGUUUUCUGAGUAAACUUCGCUAAUCGUAGCUUUUGGUAUAAUUGUAGUCUUUACCACCAAGAACUAAAAUGUAGAACCCGUAAUUUACCCUCUUUUGCAUAUUUUUUGUGUCGUUGAUGGAUACUAAAAUUCUAUAAUGCUUUGAGUGGUACUAAAAUUCUUAUAUCGUUUUGGGUUUUGUUGUAAUGAUAGCUAUCGUUCUUGAA
Camelina sativa (false flax) is the source of this 1471-nucleotide messenger RNA. Lineage: Eukaryota; Viridiplantae; Streptophyta; Magnoliopsida; Brassicales; Brassicaceae. The record is from RefSeq and is a predicted model, not a curated record.